AAAGUUUAAAUAUGAAAUAUCUCCAGAGCAAGGAAAUUGAAUUGAACUCUGAAUGCCAGUAGCCGAUAAACGAUUCCUUUAUUAAAUCGCUAUAUUUAAGAUUUGUAAAUCAAAAUAUAAUUUAGCUUUUCCCGUCAUAAGAGCACAAUUAAAUUAUACUGCUCGUGAAUCAAAUAAAAACAAUAUUUUCACAGCGGUUAUUUCAAUCAAUAAACGAUGUCUUGCAAUUAUGCAGAAGGUUUAUCACCAUAUGAACAUAAAGGUGUUCUCGGAGUCCCUGAGAAAUUCGAGUCUAUUGAUAAAUUAAAUGAAAAAUGUAUUGCUUUAGCUGAACUAAUAAAAAAGAGUAAGCACAUAGUUGUACAUACAGGAGCUGGAAUAAGCACUUCAGCAGGUAUUCCAGAUUUUAGAGGUCCAAAUGGAGUCUGGACUUUAGAAAAAGAAGGCAAGAAACCAUCUAUUAAUAUCUCAUUUGCAGAUGCCAAACCAACAAAGACUCACAUGAUACUCAAGAAACUUGUGGAAAGUAAUAAAGUACAAUAUAUUAUAAGUCAGAACAUAGAUGGACUGCACUUAAAAUCAGGAUUGCCACGGAAGUAUCUAGCUGAAUUACAUGGAAAUAUGUUCAUUGAUGAAUGCAAUCUUUGUAAAAGACAAUUUGUACGAAGUCGUCCAGUAGAAACUGUGGGAAAGAAAUGCAGUGGAAUACCUUGUGCUUCAGGACAUGAUGGUGGACGACCAUGCAGAGGUCGGCUCUAUGAUGGAGUCUUAGACUGGGAGCAUAGCCUACCUGAGAAUGACCUUUUGAUGUCAGAAUGGCAUUCGAGCAUUGCAGAUUUGAGUAUAUGUUUGGGAACAACACUUCAAAUCAUUCCUAGUGGUAAUUUACCUUUAGAAACCUUAAAGUAUGGAGGAAAACUAGUCUUAUGUAAUUUACAGCCAACAAAACAUGACAACAAAGCAGACUUAAUUAUAAAUUACUAUGUAGACGAUAUUUUAGAUAAAGUCAUGAACAUACUGGGUAUAGAAAUACCAGAUUAUAAAGAAACCGAAAACUUAACUAAAUUGGCUGAAUCAGCUAUUGUCGAUUGGACAAUAAGUCGAAAUGAUAUAUCAUCAAUGGAGAAAAUAUUUAAGGCUAAAUGUAAAGGUGUGAAGAAAAAAAGGAUUUUAAAUAAAAAUAAAAGAAACAGCCUAGAUUUAUUAAUUAAUGGAUUGGAUAAAGAUGAUGACAAAUCAAAAAUGAUCAAGCUGGAAAUAAAAGAGGAAGACGAAAAAGAAUGUUUAGUAGACUCCAGUAAUAUUCAAUUAAAUGUAUAGUAAAUUUAA
Vanessa tameamea is the source of this 1329-nucleotide messenger RNA. RefSeq names its product NAD-dependent protein deacetylase Sirt6 (gene Sirt6). Gene Ontology annotation, biological process: negative regulation of transcription by RNA polymerase II. NCBI's taxonomy places the organism in Eukaryota, Metazoa, Arthropoda, Insecta, Lepidoptera, Nymphalidae. Gene Ontology annotation, cellular component: nucleus. The coding region runs from base 217 to 1320 and encodes 367 amino acids. The record is from RefSeq and is a predicted model, not a curated record. The transcript is spliced from 6 exons. Gene Ontology annotation, molecular function: NAD+ binding; histone H3K9 deacetylase activity, NAD-dependent; transcription corepressor activity.